Polyodon spathula (Mississippi paddlefish) is the source of this 2761-nucleotide messenger RNA. RefSeq lists its product as uncharacterized. The record is from RefSeq and is a predicted model, not a curated record. Lineage: Eukaryota; Metazoa; Chordata; Actinopteri; Acipenseriformes; Polyodontidae. The transcript has 3 exons. The coding region runs from base 31 to 702 and encodes 223 amino acids.
GUCAUGUAGUGGUUGACACCUCUGUCUAAAAUGGCAGUCAAAGCACUUGGACCCAGUCGAAAUGUUUUCCUUUAUUGCUGCUUGAAUUACAUCAGCUUCACCGCUGUUUGUGGCACUCUAAGAGUGACAACCAAUCAGAGCCUCGUCAUUGGGUUUGUGAACCGAUCAGUCCUCCUUCCUGCUGUCUACAUCCUGUCUGAGCAACCCCUCUUCAUGCAGAUAAACUGGGACUUUGGACUGACCCCAGUCAUCCUGCAGACCAUCCACUUCCAAGGUGGCAAGGCCUCUGAAGACCCCAGAAAGAGCUUUGUUUCAGAGAAGCAGUAUCAGGGGCGAGUGGCAGUGUUCCCUCAGAACGGGUCUCUUCUUAUCGAGAAUCUUACGUUGAGUGACAGCGGGACAUACAGGAUCACCGUGAAGAACUCGCAGACUGGCUCUCCGCAAAGAGUGUACGUGGUCCUCAAGGUUUUGCAGAGCGAAGAAGCCAGCAGUACCUACCUUGGUUUAGAGGGUGAUGAAGUGAAUUCCACGGAUGCACCCCUGGGUCAAAGCCCUCGGGUCGUUCUCAGUGGAGUGGGGGUGGCUGUGGCCAUGGAAGCAGUGUCCUUCGGGAUUUCCAUUGCCCUGCUCCUGCUCAUCUAUCUCAUUGCAAAGAAGACCUGUCUGACCAGAAGGAAUGGGUUUUGCAAGGUCACAUUCUAAAUCUGACAGUUCCAUUACAGUUUGAUUAAGAAGCCACACUGGACAUUACAGAAGCUUCUACAAGAACAUAUCAAACUAAUGUUCUGGGUUUACAUUGGUCAGCCCUGAAUCUGCCUGGCUUUAAAUUUACCAGAUAACUCCAAGUGCGUGUGCAGCUGUGGUACUGGCAAAAACAGCAGGUGUCUGUGCUUCUGUUGAAUUGAGACCCUGAAACGCAUGUUUUCAGGUGUAGAAGAACCUCUGUCUUUUAUCCUCCGCACCCCGUAGCAUUGGCUCCUGUGCUCCCACGUGUAAAGGAGGCAAGAUCUUCCGGGAUCAAGUCACCUCACUCAGCUGCAGCACACACUACUGGCCAGGUGCACCACUACAAGGCUAGCCUGUAGAUUGCCAGCAUCCACUGUUGAGCUGUUGAGUAUAAGAAGCUAUUGGCACCAGGAAAACCUCUAAAUUGGCACAUCCAGCUCGAUUUGAAAAAUGUAAUUGCAUCUGGUCCAUAUUUAUUGUAUUCUAUUUCGCUGGAUUUAGAAUUAUUUCUGUAUGAUCAAAUUAUAAUGUGUAGUGUUUCAUUUUAGAUGACCUCCUAUUGAGCGUGCGACACCUGCUGGUGAAACAUUGUAUUGCAGUAAUACUCUUACAAACUGGCUUCUUCUCAGAUGAUUUACCUAUGGCAAACCCAGUCUCAUACGUUUCACUAAUAUGUUCGUUGAAAGUAAGAUUGAAAGCAGUAAUAAUACAAAAAUAAAAUAUUUUUGUUUGAUUCCUUUUUUAAAAGAUGAUGAAAGCCAGGAAAACUGUCAACACAUUUUACAUUUUAAUACAUUUCAGAAAUACAGAGUGGACCACUUGGUACCAGAUAAGUUCACAUUAGUGAUUUGUUCAAAGUUUGUUCUAUAUAAUGCCUGGUCUACCCUUCUAGAAGUUUGCUACAGUAAAUCUGCAUGGUAUAUUUGCAGUUUUUGCAUGCUGGUCCCAUGGUUUCCCAAAGUUUGCCAUGAGUUUUUUAUUUUAUAUUUUUGGUUUCAGUCUGAUUUUCCAUACCUCUCUCUGUGCUUUGCAAUGCUAACGUGUACUUUUCCAUACUUUCAGCACGCUUUAUUACAUUUUGGUAUACUUUUACUAUGGGACACUUUUAGAAGGGUAGUCUUUGCUUUAUUCUCUUGAUACUAUGUGUUUUACAUAUUUACUAUAUAAUUCAGAUACUGAAGUUUAAUUUCUACAGCGGUUAGCAGUAUGCAUUUCAUUGUGGUACCUGGUUCAGAAUUUGAUCAAUUCCAUGCCAAAUUUAAUUUUGCCACUGGGUGGCAGUAUGAGACUACAUUAGAUUAAAGUUGCCUUAUACACCAGGCAAACGGAAUGCUUUUGCAAGUUCAGUGCAUUUCACCACAAGGUGGCAUCAGAGACCAAAUCAAGAGGAACAGUAGGAAUCAACAGUGGCACUGGAACAAAUUUUAAAGUGGGGGUGCUGAAAGCCAUUUAACAAAAUGGUAACCCCUGUAUAUGAUGGAGGCCAUGCAAUACCAGGGGGUGCUACUACACCCCCAGCACCUUUGUGGGAUCAAUGUUAAAAUUAAUAAACUUAUUAUUCUUGAAAUGGAUCCCACAACGAGUACUCCAGUGAGUAACUGGAUUAAAUAAUACUCUUCUUACUCAUAGGAGGCUGUGUGGUCCAGUGGUUAAAGAAACAGGCUUGUAAUUAGCAGGUAUCCAGUUCAAAACCCAGCUCAGCCGCUUACUAAUUCUGUGAUCCUGAGAAAGCCACUUAACCUCCUUGUGCUCUUUCUUUGAGGUCAGACGUUCCUGUAAGUGACUCUGCAGCUGAUGCAUUGUUCACACACCCUAGUCUUGUAUCUUGUUAAGCAGGUUGUGAUGGUGGUCCACUAUGAAAGGCACUAUAUAAAGAUUAUUAUUAUUAUAUACAUGUUUACACCAGUAAAUUUGCAUGGUUAUUUUGCAGGGUUUUUUGUACUUUUUCCGUAGUUAUCCCAUCCAUGUAUACUAUAGUUCACCACAGUAUUUUUGUAGUGUUUUUGCAGUUUGCUUGUUUUUCCCAUGGUUACAA